Messenger RNA from Ochotona curzoniae (black-lipped pika), 546 nucleotides. RefSeq names its product lipocalin 8 (gene LCN8). Gene Ontology annotation, molecular function: small molecule binding. The record is from RefSeq and is a predicted model, not a curated record. NCBI's taxonomy places the organism in Eukaryota, Metazoa, Chordata, Mammalia, Lagomorpha, Ochotonidae. Bases 1 to 546 code for a protein of 181 amino acids. The transcript is spliced from 6 exons.
AUGGAGGCUGGGCUGCUGGGUGCCCUCCUGGGCAUUCUCACUGUGUCCCGGCUGCAGGUGGAACCAGUCAUGGUGGUCCUGGACCAGCAGAAGAUGGCCGGCUUCUGGCGGGAAGCUGGAGUGGCCUCCAACCACAGCCUGGCGCUGAACGCUCCGAACCGGGUGGAGGGCCUGCUGCUUGCCUUUAACGGUAGCAGCCUGGUCGUGGAAGCCGCAUACAACAACUCAGGGAGCUGCAAGGUGGACACAGCUCUGGGCUUGGAGACCGACGUGGUGGGGAAGUUCAUGUUUCCUGGCCACAGGGAGAUCUGGGUGCUGGACACAGACUAUGAGGGCUAUGCCAUCCUGCGGGUGUCCAUGCUGUGGCAGGGGCGGGACUUCUCCGUGAUCAAGUACCUGACUCGCAACCUGGAGAGCGAGGACAUGGCUGGCUUGUGGCGGUUUCGGGAGUUGACCACACACACUGGCCUCUACCUGUUUCCCCGGCAGGGGAAGUGUGCCAGGAUGCUGAAGAAGGUGAGCCCCGGCCUGGCUGGGCCACUGUGA